CCUGACCCAGAGCUCUCUAUCUCGAAGCGCUUGAAGAACGAGCCUAUUGGCAAAUUCGACCCCGACUACCCAGACUACAAAGAACAGGGCUUGCUCACGCCGCAAGGCAAAGACCCGAUCUACACGGACGUGGCGAUGUUCACAGCCCGAUGUGAGGAAUACGUGAUGGGCGAUGAAUACGGGCUUCAAGGACGAUACAGCACCUUGCUGGCCGGCGCCAGCUAUAAAUGGACGAUGACCGAGCUGACAAGCGAAGAACGCCGCCGGAUUGAACGCGGAUCUGUCAAGACCUUCUGCAAGAAGCUCAACAAGAGAUUCAAGCCAUCCGCGGCCGAAGCCAGCAGCCGUUUGUUCAACGGCAAAUACCGCAUCUCCAACUGGCUUGCCGGCGACUCAAUUGCUGCCUUCAUUCAACGCAAGGCAGCCCUGGCACGCCAGACAGGUCUGAAGCGUGACAGAGAUGUCAUUCAAGCCAUCUGGCCGUUGAUUGACGGCGAGAUCUU
Messenger RNA from Emericellopsis cladophorae, 503 nucleotides. RefSeq lists its product as uncharacterized. The annotation marks the transcript as partial. The transcript has a single exon. Lineage: Eukaryota; Fungi; Ascomycota; Sordariomycetes; Hypocreales; Bionectriaceae. The record is from RefSeq and is a predicted model, not a curated record.